Penicillium riverlandense is the source of this 708-nucleotide messenger RNA. RefSeq lists its product as uncharacterized. The record is from RefSeq and is a predicted model, not a curated record. The transcript has 2 exons. NCBI's taxonomy places the organism in Eukaryota, Fungi, Ascomycota, Eurotiomycetes, Eurotiales, Aspergillaceae. The coding region runs from base 1 to 708 and encodes 235 amino acids.
AUGAUCAUCGGUCAUAUCGGAUCCCAACGUAUGCUUAUAAGUCCCACACUUUGGGACCUGGGGCUAGCGAAGCAUGACUCAAUCGAAUGGGGCCAUUUCGAAUACCGCUUGAGAGAUCCCGAUCUGUACAAGGGGUUGAAAAUUGCUGUUACCAGGUACAACAGGUAUAUCAGGAGACAGCAACUUCCUCCGGAAACGCUCUUUCUAAGAGAUCCCCUCAAGAUCGCAGAGGUUGCAGGGCUCAUCAAGAAGACGAAAGCGCAGAGCUCGGAGCCAGCAAAGAAAAUUCUAGCUGUCAAGGAACAAGCAGUUUCAACCCAUACAAUGACCCUGCGCUCCCAAAAGCCCAAGAAUCGACGAAUUUAUAUUCCUUGCGACAUUUUAUGGAGCAUAAUCGACUUCCUACCAGAUCUUGCAGAUACCUCACGCCUGCUACAAGUCUUGCCACACUGGCAAGAGGUCAUUCCAAACGAACUCUGGAAGCGCCUCGUGGUGCGAUAUCUAGUUUUACAAGACGAGGAGCUCUCAGACGCCGAGGGAUUGGACUGGCGAUAUCUUUUCCUGCAUGCCGAUGAAUGGCUAAGCGGCUCGCACGGAUGGCGGAAUCGAAAGCGGAUCCUGGGCAUUCUCCAACACAUUAAGGCGCAGUUUCUGGAUCUGGUCCAAAAAGAAGUUGAGGAGGAACUUACAAUGGAAGCAAAAUAUUGA